Messenger RNA from Plasmodium vinckei vinckei, 2166 nucleotides. Its product is annotated as methyltransferase, putative. Bases 1 to 2166 code for a protein of 721 amino acids. Gene Ontology annotation, biological process: tRNA methylation. NCBI's taxonomy places the organism in Eukaryota, Apicomplexa, Aconoidasida, Haemosporida, Plasmodiidae. The transcript is spliced from 6 exons. The record is from RefSeq and is a predicted model, not a curated record.
AUGCAAUGCAUAUGCCCUCUUGAAAAUAAUUCUUUUACAAAGGAAAUAAGAAAUAACAAGGAAAUAGUUAAACACCUUAAAAAAUGCCCAUUGUUUUUAAAAAGUUUGUAUUAUCACUAUAGCCCAUUUUAUUUCCCUCAUAUAAAUGAUAGUAUAUAUGCCUUAACAAAAAAGAUUAAUGAAAAUGAAGGAAAAAAAAUUAUAUUAUAUACCGAAAUAGAAAAUAUACUAGAUGAAUAUUACAAACUUUUCAAUGAUACAAUAUUAGACAUACUUAUAAAGAAAGAUAUAAAUAUAAAUACAUAUGAACUAUUUAUAAAAUUAAAAUAUAAAAUACUAUUAAAAUGGUUUUUAAAAUAUGGAAAUAAAGGUUUAUUUGUAAAAUUAGAAGAUAGUGAAUCUUUAAAAAAAAUUAAAAAAAAAUUAAAUCAGGAAAAUUUAAAUAAUUCCUAUAAUUUAAGUUUAGAAUAUAUAGAAAAGUUUGUAAACAACUAUAUUGAAAAUGUGAAUAAUCAAAUUGUAAAAACACGAGGCCCAUCAUUAAGUCACAAUGAUGAUGAGGUAGACAAAACAAAGAUCUAUUUACAACCCAUUUUAAGUUUAAAAUCCAUAGAAAACAUCCAUAAUUAUAAAAUAUGUAAAAGUAUUGUACACUUUAUAGAUAUGACUAUAUUUUGUUCAGACACAAAAGAAGAUGAAUUUUCAAUCGACAAUGCAGAAAAUAAUAAUAGGGUCUAUAACAAAGAUGAAAUAUUUAGUUUAAUUAUUUAUUUAACUAUAUAUUUAUGUUGUAAAACAAGUAUUCAAAAGAGAGUUAAAAAUAAUAUUUUAUUUGGAAGCCAAAAAGAAGAUUCAUCUUUACAUAAAUCUAUUCAUUAUCUUUUAAAAAAUAUAAAUAAACAUGAUAUACAAAAUAUAAAUAUGGUAUUUAUUUUCCUUUAUUUUAAUAAAUCAUUUUACAAUCAUUUUGAAUCUCUAAUUAAUAAGAAAGAUAUAUUUUAUAAUCAGGAAAAUAUUCAAACAAAUUUGUUUAUCGAGUUAGGGGCAGGGAAAGGAAAUACAACAAGAUGGGUUCAUUUUAUUAUGAACAAUUUAGUAGAUAUUUUAGAAUUAUAUUUUAAGAAAGACUGUCAAAGAUUUCGUGGUUCUACUGCAAAAAUGGAAAAUGAAACUAGCCAAGCGACUAAUGACAAAGCUAACUGCGAAGGUAAUGGCAAAACACAUUCUCAAGACCCCAAACGAAGUAGAUGCAAAAUUUUGAUCAUAGAAAGAGAAGCAUAUAGAAAUAAAAAAGAAAAAAAAGGAAUUUUUAUGGAAAUGGAAAAUAAUAUUCAAAAUAUUUUAAGAGUAAAAUCAGAUGUUGGGGAUUUUAAUUUAUUUCAACUUUUAAAUUUUUUAAAAAAUAAAAAUCAAAAACAAGAAAAUCGAUACAUAGUUCCAGAUAUUAUUCAAUAUUACUAUUACAAUGGUAUUUAUAAAAAAAAUUCUAAUAUUGGGUUUGUAGAAAAUGAUCAAACAAAAAUUGGUGAUAUAAAAAAUGUAGAAAAAACAGGAUCUGCUACUAAAACUGAUCUCAUACCUUCAGACAAUAUUUUAAUAAAAAACCUCCAUUUUAUAGAGCAAUACUUUGAUGUACAUGUUCAAAAGUUAUACUCAUUUCUUUCACAAGGAAAUAAUAAUAUUUUUAGAGUAUAUGAUAAUAUGGAAUUUUUUUUGAAAAAUUUUGAGUGCCAAAAAGUUUCAUUUUUAACAAAGCAUUUGUGUGGGAAUGGAACAGAUUUAGCUCUAAGGAUGCUAAUAAAUAAUAUAAAAAGUGAUAGUACAGAGAAUUAUUUUAUCAUAUCUACAUGUUGUCAUCACAGAUGUGAUGUUGAUCAAAUUUUAGGAAUACAAUAUUUAAUGGAUCUUAAAAUGGACAUCAAAUAUUUCCAGCAUAUUAUUCAUCAUAUAUCAGGAUAUGCCUCUUGUGCAAAUAAAGAGAAAAGACAAGUUGGAAAAAAAAUAAAAUUACUAAUAGACUUAGUCCGAAUACGAUAUCUUAUUGGGCAAGGAAUGAAGAAUGCUUAUUUAGUUAAAUAUGUAAAUCAGUCCAUAACCAUAGAAAAACAUGCUAUCCUAUUUUUUAACAACAACCCAUUGGAUCUCAGGGAGUUUAAGUCGUACUAG